This is a messenger RNA of Rubroshorea leprosula, 1826 nucleotides long. The record is from the annotation of a GenBank genome assembly. Lineage: Eukaryota; Viridiplantae; Streptophyta; Magnoliopsida; Malvales; Dipterocarpaceae.
CAACUUCGUGCAGAGUUAGAGAAAAUGUCCUCAGAAGGAACAGAAAGUGUAGUUGGGAGUGAGGUGAUGCCCUUGGACUAUGGGAGCAUGGACGCAGAGAGUAGUCCAUCUCCAUCUAGUUCGGAGAAAAUGGUGGAGGGGGUGAGAGGAGAUGAGGUGGUGGAGGUUGGGGAAAAAGAGAUGGUUAGGGUAGAUAGCAUACCCAUCACCGUAGUAGAAGUAGAGGCGGGACUCAGGUUUCCACUUCCUCAGUUGCUAGUGGGUUUACUGUUAGAUUAUAACAUAGGGUUGACACAGUUGGUCCCCAAUGCAAUGAGGGGGGGUAGUAGGAGGGAUAAGGGGUGGUAUUAUUUCACCUCGAGGGUAGCUAGUAAGGAGAGUAGGUCGUUGUUUACGGCGGGUCCUUCAUCCAUUAAAGGAUGGAAGGAGAAAUUCUUUUUUGUAAAUGAUACGGAGUGGGGGAAAGGGGAUGCCGAGUUCUUGAACACUGCUGGAGGAGCGGCCAUCCCCAAGAAGCCACGGAAGAAGUCAAAGACUUCAACCAAGCAAGUGGAUGAGGGGAGGGUAAGGAAGGAGGUAGUGCCCACGAUCUCAGCUGAGGUGGAGGAGGAAGUGCCACAGUUGAAGAGAAAGGGGUGGGAGGAGAGGAGGGCACUGCAGAAGAAGCAGAGGGUGGUGGAGGAGGAGACGGGGAAUGAGGUCCUUGUGUUCGUACCUCAGCCUUCUCCUGUUGAGUUGGACCCUGAGCUCAGACAAUUGGAGGAGGGGGCUGAGGUACGAGCUCCUGGUAAGGGAAAGGGCCCUAUUCCCCCACUGGGGCCUCAGAGCAGCCUGUUCGAGGCCAAGAACAUAACGAGGGCUAGGUGGUUCAUCAACAACACCUUCCCCGAAGUGGAUCAAUACAACGCGCAGGAGGAAGCUCUGAGGUAUGGUGGAGCGUCCAUGGUGAAGCAUGUUCUAGAGAGCGCGAGCUGGGUGAAUGGUCUAGCCCAGGAAUUCAGGGAGAGCCUGAAGGAUCGUGCACUCUUGCAGAGGCAGCGGGACCAGCUGCAGAAGGAGAAGGAGGAGUUGGAGAAGAAAAAUAAGGAGCUGCAAAAGUCUCUGAACGAGGUGGUUCCAACUGUUUCACAGUUGGAGCAGGAGAGGGCUUCCCUGAGCACCAAGCUCGUUUUUGAGGAGAGCAAACGAAGGAUCGCUGAAAGCGAGCGUGAGGCUCAGGCGCAAGAAAUGAAGCUGAUGACAGAGGCAUUCAAGGAGCUGAAGGGGAACAUGCGGAAGUUGGUGCAUAAUGGGAUGAAAGAGCACAUCAGCAACUUCAUCAGUUCCAGCUCAUUUGAUAGCAUCGUCAACUUGUACCGGCUGCCCACUGCCAUCAUUGCUUUCACAGACUGCAGAAAGAAGGUGAAGGCUGAAUAUCCCGAAGUGGAUGUGACAAAGAUCACCUUUGGCGAGCAAGAAGAAGGAGUGGAGGAGGAUGGCGAGAGCAUGUCAACAGACUUCCGUCCUCAGAUUAAGCUGAGGUGGGAGGAUGAUGCAGACGGUCUUGCUGUUUUUCGUCCACAGUUCGACUUCGAGUUCGUUGCAGUGGAGGAAGAAGUGGCAGAGGUAGAGGAGGACGAGAUGGAGGCAGGAGUGGAGGGAACUGAAGUGGGUGAGAUCCAACCAGUUCCAGAAGUGGAGAUUCAUUCAGUUCCCUCAGACGAUGAGCAGCCUCCUCUGUCGGACAAGCAGCAGCCAACUCAGCCACCUCCUCCAGCUGAGCAGGAGCCAGUGGAGCCACCUCUCCCAUCAGAGAAAUAAUUUUGUUUUUUGAUUUUUUGUAAAGA